Molecule: messenger RNA, 4695 nt
Organism: Oenanthe melanoleuca
Lineage: Eukaryota; Metazoa; Chordata; Aves; Passeriformes; Muscicapidae
Gene: ANKRD27
Product: ankyrin repeat domain 27
Exons: 29
Coding region: 119-3307 (1062 amino acids)
Biological process (GO): early endosome to late endosome transport; neuron projection morphogenesis
Cellular component (GO): tubular endosome; plasma membrane; neuron projection
Molecular function (GO): SNARE binding; guanyl-nucleotide exchange factor activity
Source: RefSeq, a predicted model, not a curated record
CCGGUAGGGCUCGGCCGGGGCGCGGAGCGGCGGGGGAGGCGGGCGGCGGCGGCUCUGCGGCCGGGGAGCAGGGAGGCAAUGGUGUCGGUAACAUCUCCUUGGAAUAUCUGAAGUCCAUAUGGCUAUGUAUGAUGAAGAUAUCUUGAAAAAUCCCUUUUAUUUGGCCAUUCAGAAGCGACGUCCUGAUCUAUGCAGCAAAGUUGCAGAACUCCAUGGUAUUGUGCUAGUUCCAUGCAAAGGAAGCCUUUCAAGCAACAGUCUUUCUACCUGCCAGUUUGAAUCUUAUGUUCUGAAGCCACUGGAAGAAAGUUUUCAAACCUUAAAUGGAAAGGAGAUCUUCAUACAAGGAAACCUCAUCAUUCUAGGAGCUGGUUUUAAUUACACUCUCUCAGUACCUGUUCUCUUUGAGGAAACCUUUUACAAUGAAAAAGAGGAAAGCUUUAGUAUAUUGUGUAUAGCUCAUCCAUUGGAAAAAACAGAAAGCUCAAGUGAAUCUACAGCUUCAUCAAACUCCUAUUCUCUUAAAAACAUUGAAGAUGUUAGAGAGUUCUUGGGAAGGCACUGUGAGAGAUUUGAUAAAUACAUAGGAUCAUUCUAUAGAACAUUUAAAGAACAUGAAAGGAAAAGCCUCCGCCACUACAUAGAUUCUGUCAAUGCACUUUAUACCAAAUGUCUGCAGCAUCUUUUGAGAGAUUCGCACUUGAAGAUGCUUGCAAAGCAAGAAGAGCAGAUGAAUCUGAUCAAACAAGCAGUUGAAAUGUAUAUCCAUCAUGCUAUUUAUGAUCUAGUCUUCAAAUAUGUGGGGACAAUUGAGGCAAGUGAGGAUGCUGAUUUUAAUAAAAUCACGAGGAGCCUUCAAGACCUGCAGCAGAAAGACAUUGGAGUGAAGCCUGAGUUCAGUUUUAAUAUACCACGUGCAAAGCGAGAACUGGGUCAGCUGAACAAAUGCACUUCCCCUCAACAGAAGCUACUUUGUCUGCGUAAAGUUGUACAAAUUAUUAUGCAGUCUCCAAGCCAAAGAGUUAACAUGGAAACCAUGUGUGCAGAUGAUCUUCUCUCUGUUUUGCUAUAUUUGCUUGUAAAAACAGAAAUCCCAAACUGGAUGGCCAACUUGAGUUACAUAAAGAACUUCAGGCUUUGCAGUUCAGUGAAGGAUGAGUUGGGAUACUGCCUUACCUCGAUUGAGGCUGCAAUAGAAUACAUACGACAAGGCAACCUCUCUGACAGAUCAACAGAAUCUGAGAGUCUGUGUGACAAGCUGCUCUUAAGACAAAGGAUGAACUUGUUGUCCCAGAUGUCUGCUGCACCAAUAGACUGCUUGUUUAAGCAUAUUGCUUCAGGUGAUCAGGAGGAAGUGGAGCGGCUGCUAAGUCAAGGUGACAGUGAUAAGGACACUGUACAGAAAAUGUGUCACCCGCUGUGUUACUGUGACAAAUGCGAGAAGCUGGUUUCUGGGAAACUGAAUGACCCUUCCAUUAUCACCCCCUUUUCCCGAGAUGACCGGGGAUAUACUCCACUUCACAUAGCUGCUAUUUGUGGUCAAACUUCCUUAGUGGAUUUGCUCGUAGCCAAAGGAGCCAUUGUCAAUGCUACCGAUUACCACGGUUCAACUCCCCUUCACCUCGCCUGUCAGAAGGGAUAUCAGAAUGUUACACUGCUCUUAUUGCACUACAAGGCAAGUAGUGAUGUUCAGGACAAUAAUGGAAAUACUGCACUUCAUUUAGCCUGCACUUACGGUCAUGAGGAUUGUGUGAAGGCUUUAGUGUACUACGACGUGCAUUCCUGCAGGCUGGAUAUUGGCAAUGAGAAGGGAGACACUGCUCUGCACAUUGCUGCUCGCUGGGGCUACCAAGGGAUCAUAGAGGUGCUCUUGCAAAAUGGGGCAAACCCAGAAAUUCAGAACCGCAUGAAAGAGACUUCCCUACAGUGUGCAUUGAAUUCCAAGAUUUUGUCGUUGAUGGAAUUAAACUACCUAACGUUUGAGAGAGGACAGAGUGCUUCUGAGUCACCACUUAGGUCUCCUCAGCACUCAGCAGAAACUUUCAGCAGAGGAUCAUCUGUCUCAAGCCUGUCAUCAGCAUCAACUGAUAUAAGGCAAGAAGAAGCAAAAAACAGUUAUAAAGAGGUGGAAAAACUCCUGAGAGCAGUUGCUGAUGGAGAUCUGGAAAUGGUCCGUUACCUCUUGGAAUGGGUGGAAGAAGACUUGGAAGAUGAGGAUGACACAGCCAGUACAUCAAAAUCAGAAUUCUGCCAUCCCUUAUGCCAGUGUUCAAAAUGUGGACCAGCACAAAAGAAGUUUUCCAGGAUCUGUGCCAACGGGCUGGGGGUGAAUGUUUCAAACCAGGACGGUUUCACCCCUCUGCACAUGGCAGCUCUGCACGGCCACGGCGAGCUGGCGGCGCUGCUGCUGCGCCACGGCGCCAAUGCCAGCGCCAAGAACGCCCAGCUGGCAGCUCCCCUGCACCUGGCCUGCCAGAGGGGGCACUCCCAGGUGGUCAAGUGUCUGAUGGAUUACAAUGCUAAACAAAAUAAAAAGGAUAUAUAUGGAAAUACUCCCUUAAUUUAUGCAUGCCUGAAUGGUCAUUAUGAGACUACUGCCCUGUUGUUGCAGCACGGCGCCUCCGUCAACCUCUGCAAUGCCAAGGGCAACACAGCCCUGCACGAGGCCGUGGCCAGCAGGAACGAGGCGCUGGUGGCCCUGCUGCUGCAGAACGGGGCCCUGCGGCACCUGCGCAACGAGCGGAGCCGCAUGGCUGCCGACUGCGCCGAGCCCAAUUCAAACAUCAUGAAGUUGCUGGAAGCAGCACCAAGCUGUGUCCCCACAUCAGCAGAGGGAGAGAAGGAGAGUGAGCAGCAUGUUACUGUCAAGAUAAGGAGAAAAGUGCAUCCUAAGCCCUGUGAGGAAGCCGAUGAUCCCAUAAGCAGACAACUUCAACUGGUCCAAUCAAUUAACAGAUUUAACAAAGAAAAAUACUUACGGCGAACAAUAACAAGAGAUAAAAGUGUCCCUAAUUUUGACUAUCACUUACUGCACCAGAUGGCUAUUAAAAGCUUUGAUAAAAGCAAAUUAAAAUCUGUUGGAAUGCUGGACCAGAGCACAGUUCAGGUGACUGACACGGGGUGCAGUGGUGAGUUUGUGGAAGAUGAUGACACAACAGCUCCUCCCAGGAGUAAAUUGCUGCAGCGCAGACACACGGUCAAUGUGGCACUGCCAGCAGAGGAGGGCAGUGACAGUGGCUCGUGCAGCCCUGCAGAGCCAGGGGCUCCUCAGCCCCAGGACUGCCAUGGCUCCGUCUCAGAUCACUGACAGGGAAGCACGGACUGGAAGCACAGAGCUGAGGAAGCUGGUGUGAAUUGCAGUAGCCCUUCACUGUGUGCCAGUGUCCCAGCUCAGAGCACGCACAGGCCGGCUCUGCCGCACAGCUGGAAUGUUCUGGCACCUGGGGCCUGACUCCUCUGUCCAUGUUGGAGGUGACCACACAGCCAGGUCAUUACUGAUCUCACUAACAGGGACGUAACGAGAUGAAGACAGCAAAAUUACCUUCCUGUUCUAUUCAGCACUCAUUAAAAAGUUCUAUGUAACAGUUAAACCAAAUGAAACCCUGUAUUGUAUUUUUCAGCCACCUGCUUUGUUUUAAAAGUCUUUGAAUAAUUUUUGCAUUUUCAGUUUUUAUCACUACAUUCAGAAUUAAAUAUAUUUAUAUAUAUAAAAAGAUAUAUUGGGUAACAAGGUAUUUAUUGCCAGAGGUAAUUGAAAUGUCUCUAUUUUUAUUGUAAUGCUGCAACCAUUAUAGCAUAUAUUUCUGUAUAUUUCAGUAGUUGGGCAAACAAUAGUCCAUAACAUCUGCAUUAUUAAUGUGAAGGGAUGUAAUCCUUGCUAAUCUCUCAGCAAUGCUCCCCUGUACUGGAGUUGCAAUAUCGAGUUCUUACAGAGGAGCCAAGAUACUGGGGAAAAAGUGGAGAGCCCUUGACAAAGCUAAACUUUGGACUUGCUAUAUACAGCCUAAUAAAAAAGCAGAAGCAAGCACACGGUGCAAGGGCACAUACAAUUAGGUUGCUUUUCCCUUCCUCUAAAGCAAGUAAUGCAAAAAUGCACAAGUAUUCAUGAUUCUGAACCUAGAAAACAUCCACAGACAAAACUGCUUCAGAGCCAGCUCUGGACUGCUCCUAAAAAGGUGAAAUUCCCAUUAUGAAAGGUACUUCUCACAUCAGUGAGCACUGGCUAGAACAGGCCAAAUCCUGCCCCAUUCCCAGGGGUAUGGUCACUGAAGAACUGAAAGCUCACAGGGAACUACCAAGUGGCUGCUUAGAUCUGAAGUUCAUUUUCUACUGUUUGGUUAUGGGAGGAGAAGGUGUAAAUAGCACAAGCCAGGUUUUACAGUGCAGUAUUUUUUUAUUCUUGGCUCAUCACAUCCAGCUUGCAUUUUAUUUCAUGAACUAUUUGUACAGAUAAUUCUCUUUCUUCUAACUGUGGUAUUAUUAAACUACCUGGCAAAAUACAAAGCUGGAAGACAGAGUGGUGAGUUUUUCAGAUAAAUUUUUAAUCUAAGAGGUAAAAUGUCAAAUGACAUUUGGAUUUGAGGGUAAUGUGUUUAUUUUUCUAAUAAUUUAUGAGUUCAUCUGAUUUUCUGAUGUGCCUUGGAUUUGUGCCAAAUGAUGGAAAGAAAAAACUAGUAAAAGAACUCUUGAAAAUGC